AUGGAUCCAACCUACAUUUCCCAAGGCAUCAUGCGGUUUCGGGAUCUCCUCGAAAGCUCUCUUUGUACCACCUCACCAUGCAACAUUUCUUGCAAUUGUACAAAGAUCAAAAGACUGUACGGGCAUGCUCUAUUUAGGUGCCCCCGAAUAUCUUGUCCCCGAUACAUUGACGGAUUCGAAACUGAUUCCGCACGUUCCGAGCACCACAAGACACAUGAACGCCCAUACAAGUGCUCUCAUUCCGAUUGUUUGUUCUCCCAACUGGGAUUCCGGACCGCAAACGACCUUGCCCGCCAUGCGGACGUCACCCACAACCACGUUGUCAACGAUGCUGUGCCUUGGAAAAACUUCACAGCCCACCACCUCAGUGAAAGUAACAUUGUGGCCAUCAUGGAAGAUACUAUCAGUCUGAACCAAGUCGGGAUCAUGACACGCAUUCUAUCCAAGGAAUCGGGUUUCCUACGCGUCUGCUGUUCCAGGAAUUCCAAGGAAGGUGUUCACUGCGAUGAAUAUACCAGGGGACACCAUAAUGAGUUUCAAGAGCCCUUUGUGAUGGAUGAUGCACUGAGGAUAUCAGCAAGAGCAGGAACUACAGAAAUGAUGGAAUGCGUCAUUGCGGCUGCCAAACUUGCUAAACACAAGGUUUAUUCCAAGGUCGAUCUUUUGGCACAUGCUAUCAGAUCAGGGAACAAUGAUGCCUUGGGCGUUAUUCUUCAACACUAUCCUGCCUUUGGCGAAGCCUCGGAAGAAGUGGAGAUCCGUGAAGCUGGCUCGGAUUCUGAGUAUGACAUCGAAAAGUGGAUUUGUUUCACCACUGUGUCACUCUUUGAGUUGGCCUUUGCCCACGCCAACGGCCGAGCUAUGAAAGCCCUAGUAAGGGCUGGAGCCCGUCCCGAUGUUCGUCGAGAGACGUUCAUUGAUGUGUUCAAGACAAGAGGCCACAUGGAACUAAUGUCCGCAGACAAUCCUAAGACACGAGACACGCUAGGGAGGAUGAAAGUUUUAAAGCUCCCAAGUCUGGUGCUGCAAUAUGGGCUACAGGUCGCUAUUCAGCGAUCCUCAGCCCAUUACGCCGAGUUUUGCGUCGAUAUGGGUGCCAACGUCAACGGGAAAUGGCUCAAUAUUGGCGAGAAGAAAAGACGCGAACGUCCGACGAUGCUAUUUCUCGCGAUCAAGAGCGGAUGUGGGCCCAUCUUCAAGUUACUGCUGGAGCACGGGGCUCUUCUACAGGGGGAUGAAGUGGAGGAUGUCGAAUCUGGGGAGAUUGCUGGGAUGAAGAAGAUUGAAAAGUACUUUUCUAUGUCUUGGAAGGAAAUGAUGUCGACGUUUUCGAAGAGUGUGUGA
Podospora anserina S mat+ is the source of this 1344-nucleotide messenger RNA. RefSeq lists its product as uncharacterized. Lineage: Eukaryota; Fungi; Ascomycota; Sordariomycetes; Sordariales; Podosporaceae. The record is from RefSeq and is a predicted model, not a curated record. The transcript has a single exon. Bases 1 to 1344 code for a protein of 447 amino acids.